AUGCUCGCUUUCAGUCCUAAAUCUCUAGCUACGGUUAUCCUCACGAUGAACCUUCUGUCUCCCGCUUUGGCAUGCCUCAAGGUGACUGGCAGCAUUUAUGAAAAUAAAGUCGAUGGUGCAUAUGGCACGCUCACAUUGGUCGACAAUGGUGUUCAAGUAUGCCACGGCGAUAACAAGGGGAAAAAUAAAUGGCUCGGUGCGACCAAGGAGGGUGACCAGUGGAUGUGCGAUGAUAAGAACUAUACCUUCUAUUAUGAUUGGUCAAAGAAGCAGCAAGCGAAAAAGUAUAGUACUAAAGAUAACAACUACGUCGAGCAUCGACUGCCGGGAAGAUACUGUAGAUACAAUGAUUGCUAUGAUAUUAAUGUCAGUAUCUGGUGCACAGAUGAAUCUUCGGACGAUGAUGGCUGGCAUUGUGAGGAUAUUUCGGACAGCUUCUUUCCAGACGGUUGCUAG
Molecule: messenger RNA, 456 nt
Organism: Penicillium macrosclerotiorum
Lineage: Eukaryota; Fungi; Ascomycota; Eurotiomycetes; Eurotiales; Aspergillaceae
Exons: 3
Coding region: 1-456 (151 amino acids)
Source: RefSeq, a predicted model, not a curated record